AGGGGCGGCGGGGAGGGGGCGGGGGCGGGGCACGGAAAGGGGGUGUCCUCCCACUCCCACUGGUGCGGGGUCCGCACUGCGCCUCGGGGCAGCUCCCCCGGGACCGCCCGACACUGAGCUGGGUGGGGGCACGGCCGGCGUGGGGACACGCACCCACAUGCACACGCACCCCAUGCACCGACACGCCCACGGCAUGCGUGUUUGUACCCCUGCGCACGCCCACGCGUGCGAGCCCAACGCACACUCACAGGCACCCCCGGACACACUCGCACGCGGGCACGACUCCGCACACGCACGUGCAGGCACGCACCGCCCCGAGCGCGGACGGGCGCUGCCCUGCGCGCGCACACAACCGCCGCGUCACGCGUGGACACAGGCGCGAGCACAAGGUUACCAGCAUGCGCGCGCGCGGCGCCGCGCGCUCCAAACCCCGCGUGGGCCAGCGGGAAUGGCCGCCGGGAAAGGGGACAGCCUCGCGCAGGAACACGCGCGUGAACACAGGCCCCCGAGCGCGCGGAAGCCGACGUGAGCGCAUACGCACAGCCACCGCAACGCGCGUGAGCGCGGACGCUAGCACCCGCAGGCGCACCCACGCGAGGACACGCGCUGGCGCGCGCCGCGUACCCGCGCGCGCAAUCGUGGGCAGAAGCGGGGCGGGGGAAGUGUCAGAUGCCGCGUGCGGCGGGGCACGUACCGCCCCCUCCCCCACCUCCGCCCUGCCGCCGCCGGCUCGUCGCCGUGAGCCCCUCGCCGCCUCCCUCCGUGGCACCGCCCUCCCUCCCCGUGACAGGUCCCCACGUCAGCGCGGCGGGCGGGAGCGGGGCGUCGGCGGCGCGGGCACGGCGGGCGCUGUACGGGAAGCCAUGUCACCGUCCAUCCCUACCACCAUCAACAUCAGGGAGCCCCGCUGGGACCAGAGCACCUUCCAGGGCCGGGCCAAGCACUUCUUCAUGGUGACUGAUCCUCGAAACCUGCUGCUCUCAGGGGCUGCACUGGAGGAGGCUCGCCGGGUCGUGGAGGACUACAGGGCAGGCGUGGUACCCCCAGGACUGACAGAGGACCAGCUGUGGCGGGCAAAGUACAUCUACGACUCAGCCUUCCACCCUGACACGGGCGAGAAGAUGCUUCUCAUAGGGCGCAUGUCUGCCCAGGUCCCUAUGAACAUGACCAUCACUGGAUGCAUGUUGACCUUCUACAGGACCACGCCGGCCGUGCUGUUCUGGCAGUGGGUCAACCAAUCUUUCAAUGCCAUCGUCAACUACACCAACCGCAGCGGGGAUGCACCCAUCACCCCCAGCCAGCUGGGGACAGCCUAUGUGAGCGCAACCACUGGGGCAGUUGUCACAGCACUGGGGCUCAAAUCACUCACCAAGCACUUGCCAGCCAUCAUCGGCCGGUAUGUGCCUUUCGCAGCUGUGGCUGCUGCCAACUGCAUCAACAUCCCACUGAUGAGGCAGAGGGAGCUCAAGCUGGGGAUCCCGGUCACGGAUGAGAAUGGUAAUCGCCUGGCUGAGUCCACAGCCGCAGCCCAGAAGGCCAUUUUCCAGGUGGUGGUGUCCCGCAUUGGCAUGGCAGUCCCAGCCAUGGCCAUUCCCCCGGUCAUCAUGAAUGCACUGGAGAAGAGACCUUUCCUGAAGCGGUACCCAUACCUGAAUGCUCCUCUGCAGGUUGGCCUGGUGGGACUCUGGUAAGUUGCCCUUCACUGAUGGGCAGCACUGCCCCAGGAGCAGCCCAGGCAUGAGUAUGGGGAGUAGUGCUGCUGGGG
Molecule: messenger RNA, 1765 nt
Organism: Dryobates pubescens (Downy woodpecker)
Lineage: Eukaryota; Metazoa; Chordata; Aves; Piciformes; Picidae
Gene: SFXN3
Product: sideroflexin 3
Exons: 9
Coding region: 399-1691 (430 amino acids)
Biological process (GO): monoatomic ion transport; serine import into mitochondrion
Cellular component (GO): mitochondrial inner membrane
Molecular function (GO): monoatomic ion transmembrane transporter activity
Source: RefSeq, a predicted model, not a curated record